GACAACAAGUUUUAGCGUCGUUGCCGGGGACUAUUAUUUUUAGUUUUAAUUUUUUUUAUUUUUCUAUCUAAUUUUUAAAUAUUAUUUGAUUUGCUUGUUUUCUUUUAUUUACAGAAAAUUGUGUUCGUUGUAUGCUCCGUGCCCAAGGCGACAAUCUUGAACCGUUUGAUUCGAAAAUAGAACGUACCUUUAGACAAAGACGUAGGGGAUACAAACAAAAACAGCAACAUCAAAUGGCUGAUAAUCUAAACAAUCCUAACCCUAUACAGCCAAUUGGACAAAUGGCCGUGAGAGCUCAACAGCAAGAGCAAAGGGAAGUAAAUGAAGGGGACUUGCCAAUUUCUAUGUUUUUGACGCCUAUAGGAGCACCCGCGCGGUCCAGCAUAUUAUAUCUAGAUUUUGGAGUAAACAACUUUCAAAUACGGGCUGAUUGGAUUAAUUUGAUGAACAACACUCUACAAUUCUAUGGGUUACCUCAUGAGAAUCCAAACACACAUAUCUUAAGGUUUCUCAGGAAUUGCCAGAAUUGUCAUGCUCCUGGGGUUAAUGAGGACGCCAUCAAGCUACGAUUAUUCCCAUAUACACUGAGAGAUGCAGCAUUAGAAUGGUUGGAUGCCGAACCGGAUGGAAUUAUUACCACAUGGGAGGAACUGACUAGGAAAUCCUGCAAUAAGUUCUUUCUACCAGCUAAAGUAGCAAAAAUUAGACUCGAAAUCCAAACUUUUCAACAGAAAGAUGAGGAGAGCUAUCACAAGGCAUGGAAUAGAUUUAAGGAGUUGAUGAGGAAGUGUCCAAAUCAUGGGAUCACUAUUGGAAAUCAAGUGCAUUAUUUCUACACGGGACUUUCACCACUAUCCAAAUCUCAAGUGGAUUCCUCUGUAGGUGGAUCGAUCAUAGGAAAAUCAGUGCAGCAAUGUACGGAUCUAGUUGAGUUGAUUGCCACUACUCAUUCCAUAUUUUCAUCAGAAAGAGUGGUGCCUCCAAAAACAGCUGGAAUAUAUGAAUUAGACAGCACAACAUCUACCAACGCCCAAAUAGCAGCAUUAACAAAAUAAGUAGAGUUAUUGGUGAAGUCACAAACAAAAGGAGUGUAACUGGCCCAUCUUACGAAAACUGCGGGGCAAAUCACCUAACAGAAAAUUGCACAUCUAUGGGCUUUCCGGAGGAACAAGUCAACUUCAUUCAAAAUGACUCUCGAAAUUUUAAUCCCUUUUCACAAACAUAUAACCUAGGAUGGAGACAACACCCAAAUUUCAGAUGGUCGGAUAAUCAGCAAGGGAACGAUUCAAACAAUGCACAACAGGAGAAAACGCCAAGUUUGGGAGAGAUGUUCAACCAGUACAUAUAGAAGACAGACAAGGUGUUCCAGCAGAUUGAUACUAACUUUCAGAAUCAGCAAGCAUCCAUUAAGAAGCUGGAAACUCAAAUUGUUCAGAUUGCUCAACAGCUUAUCGAACGCCCACAAGGGACAUUGACAGGUAACACAAUGGUUAAUCCAAAAGAGCAAGUGCAAGCUAUUACAACUAGAAGUGGAGUGCAACUUCCGGAGACAUAUGUGAAGAGACCAGACAGAAAGGACAAAGAAGUAAUGGUUGAAGAGGCUGGGAUAGAAGCAAAGUCUGAACAACCAACUAACGAGGAGGAUAAAAGGAAAUAAACACCCACAAUGAGAGCACCCAGCCCGGUGAAAGCUUAUGUGCCACCAAUUCCCUUCUCUCAGAGGCUACAAAGAAAGAAGUUGGACAAGCAGUUUGCCAAGUUUGUGGAGAUUUUCAAAAAACUGCACAUCAAUAUUCCAUUUACAGAUGCAAUUGCCCAAAUGCCCAGCUAUGCUAAAUUCUUGAAGAAGAUCCUAUCUAACAAAAGAAAGCUGGAAGAACAUGAGACAGUCUGCUGAUAAGUAUUUCAAUGGAAAUUGUGGAAUUCAGGAGAUAAGAGCCGAA
Olea europaea var. sylvestris is the source of this 1943-nucleotide messenger RNA. RefSeq lists its product as uncharacterized. Bases 132 to 1055 code for a protein of 307 amino acids. The transcript is spliced from 2 exons. The record is from RefSeq and is a predicted model, not a curated record. Lineage: Eukaryota; Viridiplantae; Streptophyta; Magnoliopsida; Lamiales; Oleaceae.